This is a messenger RNA of Daphnia pulicaria, 1156 nucleotides long. Its product is annotated as m-AAA protease-interacting protein 1, mitochondrial-like. Gene Ontology annotation, cellular component: mitochondrial inner membrane. The transcript is spliced from 3 exons. Gene Ontology annotation, molecular function: ribosome binding. The record is from RefSeq and is a predicted model, not a curated record. Bases 231 to 1046 code for a protein of 271 amino acids. Lineage: Eukaryota; Metazoa; Arthropoda; Branchiopoda; Diplostraca; Daphniidae. Gene Ontology annotation, biological process: protein insertion into mitochondrial inner membrane from matrix; inner mitochondrial membrane organization.
AAUUGAUGUUAAAGAAGAUGGAAUAAGGAGAAAAAUUUGAUUUCUUUCUCAAAAGAAUAAUGAUUUCUCUCGCUAGAUGGAGUGCGUGCAAAUCUUGCAGACGAUAUUAUUAUACUCGUACUCGGUGAGUGGCUUGACUCUUGAGCCGCGUACAGUAAAACAAAUAAAUAGAUUGGUUUGGUUUAAUUUUUUUAAAUUUUAGGUGUGUUGAUUAAUUGACAUACUAGAGAAUGACUUACAAACUAAUGUCCUCAAUUGUGAGGAAUAUAUUUCAUUCUCGGUCACUAGUUUCCUCUCGAAUGACGUGUUGUGUCUUCGUCAAUCGUCAACCUAGUUGCUUACCAACAUUAGAACCCUUUCAAUUGAUCGAAAACUCAGUGAAAUCCGUUCAUUGCAGAUCGUUGCAUACUACGACAAGCAAUCGGCUGGAAAACAGAAAUCAGAAGUUAGCCACACAACUGCCUUGUCUGAUGAAUAAUGCACCUCACAUUGUUUGGCCAAGCAUAUUUAAGGGCAUCAGCGGUAUGUUGCAGAUCGGUUGGAUUGUCAAACCUUAUUUUGAUAAUGAAUUUACUGUGGAUGACUUUCUUCGAGGAGCCAAACAGGCUAUCUUUAUCAUUGCCAAUGCCAUCUCAGUGGGAGAUCUUGAGAGUGUAAAAGAAAUUUUGGAAGAAGAAGCUUACAACGAAAUUAAGGAAAACAUGAAAAGGUGUAGCAGUGAACAGUUGGCUCAAUUUGCUUUAUCAACUCUAGAAGAUGUGUACAUGACAUUUCCAUAUCAAGUUGGAAUUAUCAUGAAUGAUAAUAAAGAAGGUGUUCAAGAACGAUUCGUAGAAAUUACAGUUUGCUCUCACAUUUUCAAAGGACUCAGUGAACUGCUUAAAAACUCGGACUUCCAACGUGGACCUCCAACGAGCACUUUUCAAAAGCACCGCGAUAAAAUCGUCAUCUGUAAUUACCGAUUCAUACGGGAGUUUACCAAAGGUGUUGAAGGCCAAUGGAUAGUCAAUGUGGUGCAUCACUUCAAUAUGGCAGAUGACAGCUAGUCUAUAGCUUGCGUAUAUUACAUCAUUUUUCAAAUAUUUUUCUUUAUUUCUUAAAUAUUCGUUUAAUACAUUGCAGAUUGUAGUCCAAAACUUGUAGGUAUUCAAGUCAA